Heterostelium album PN500 is the source of this 183-nucleotide messenger RNA. RefSeq lists its product as uncharacterized. The transcript has 2 exons. NCBI's taxonomy places the organism in Eukaryota, Evosea, Eumycetozoa, Acytosteliales, Acytosteliaceae. The record is from RefSeq and is a predicted model, not a curated record. The coding region runs from base 1 to 183 and encodes 60 amino acids.
AUGAAAGAAGCAACCAAGAAGACGAACUUUAAUAAACAAUUCUCAGUGGUUUCUAGAUCAGAAGAUUACUUGUGGGAUGCUAUUCAAGGAAAUAAGUUCUGUUGCUGUGUUCAAGCAUGUGUUUACGACUCUGAUUGCGGUCCAACUGGUAGAUGUAUCAAUACAAGAUGUGUAUCCCGUUAA